AUGUUGAAAUGUUCUCCACUAUGUUUACAGGAAGGAGAAGAAUGGUCAGUGGGCGAAAAAUGUGUCAAGUACAAAUGUGUCAAUGGCGAUAAUGGACUUCAGAAAAUAAAGCAGGAGUAUGAAUGUGAUAAAACGUGCUCUCCUAAUUUCCGUUAUGUGGAACCAUCACCCGGUUCUGAAAACUGCUGUGGACACUGCAAUCAAGUUGCAUGCGAAGAAAACGGAAAUAUAUACGACAUUGGUCAGCGCUGGACUUCCGAAAUUAAAAAAUGCUACGAUGCCGAAUAUGCCGAAAUAAACGGUGUAAUUCAAAUAGUUCACACCACCGUGUGUAAGUCCAACAUCGAGAAUUGUCCAAAGGAUCAAAUCAUUCUGGACGAAACUGGAUGCUGUCAAAUAUGUCGUCUUGAAUGCAACCCUCGAGUGGUUCCUCCAGAUGAUACGAAUCGAAUGUUUUACUUUAAUGACAAAAAAGGAAACUACUGUUACAAUACUUAUCCACUUCAUAAUGUAACGGUGGGUUCGGGUAAAUGCUUAUCAGAAGUUCGAUAUGAUUAUGCGAGCAUCAUCUUUUUAGUUAUGUUACCGUCGUCGAAGUGUAUUUUGUGCAUUGCGAGCAUUGCAAUCUUAAAUGAAGCGAUUGAAGCAGCUUUUGAUUUAGUCACGGACUUAGAAGGAGAAGAAUGGUCAGUGGGCGAAAAAUGUGUCAAGUACAAAUGUGUCAAUGGCGAUAAUGGACUUCAGAAAAUAAAGCAGGAGUAUGAAUGUGAUAAAACGUGCUCUCCUAAUUUCCGUUAUGUGGAACCAUCACCCGGUUCUGAAAACUGCCGUGGACACUGCAAUCAAGUUGCAUGCGAAGAAAACGGAAAUAUAUACGACAUUGGUCAGCGCUGGACUUCCGAAAUUAAAAAAUGCUACGAUGCCGAAUAUGCCGAAAUAAACGGUGUAAUUCAAAUAGUUCACACCACCGUGUGUAAGUCCAACAUCGAGAAUUGUCCAAAGGAUCAAAUCAUUCUGGACGAAACUGGAUGCUGUCAAAUAUGUCGUCUUGAAUGCAACCCUCGAGUGGUUCCUCCAGAUGAUACGAAUCGAAUGUUUUACUUUAAUGACAAAAAAGGAAACUACUGUUACAAUACUUAUCCACUUCAUAAUGUAACGGUGUGUUCGGGUAAAUGCUUAUCAGAAGUUCGAUAUGAUUAUGAUACGGAUUACUUUGACGGAAUGUGUAGAUGAUGCGUGGCAAAAGAAACUGUACCAAUGUCAAUAGAAUUUGAAUGCAGGGAUGGUUCAUUUCUCACCAAACAAUAUCGUAAACCUGUGUCGUGCGAGUGCACAAAAUGCAAAGGGUUGAUUCACGAGGAAGAAAUUCUGGAAAGAACACCUUCGAGUUAGCGCUUU
Messenger RNA from Centruroides sculpturatus (bark scorpion), 1398 nucleotides. Its product is annotated as hemocytin-like. Bases 1 to 1233 code for a protein of 410 amino acids. Lineage: Eukaryota; Metazoa; Arthropoda; Arachnida; Scorpiones; Buthidae. The transcript is spliced from 12 exons. The record is from RefSeq and is a predicted model, not a curated record.